Messenger RNA from Cooperia oncophora, 1353 nucleotides. The record is from the annotation of a GenBank genome assembly. NCBI's taxonomy places the organism in Eukaryota, Metazoa, Nematoda, Chromadorea, Rhabditida, Trichostrongylidae.
AUGCCCCAAGUAGAAAUCAAAAGAGAAAUAGUGCGUAUACUGGGUAAAAACAAAAGGUUGUUCCAAGAAGGUAUUGGCAGAUGUACAACUGCCCGAGCAGAGCUCAAGUUCAAGAGCGAAGUGGUAACGCCUAAGUUUUUUAGAGCUAGGCCAGUGCCUAUCGCCUUGAGGCCAAAGGUAGAGGCGAAGUUGGAAGAGAUGGUGCGAAAUGGUAUAAUAAGAAGAGUGGAGCAUAGCAAAUGGGCAACGCCGUUAGUAGUUGUGCCCAAACCUGGUGGAAAAAUAAGAAUCUGUGGCGAUUAUAAAGUCACAAAUAGAUUAAAUGAGGCAGGAUUUCGCCUCAAGAGAGAAAAAUGCGAAUUUUUCAAAGAGGAGAUGGAAUUUUUGGGCCAUGUGGUCGAUGAAAAGGGCAUCAGACCAUCUCCAAAUAAGCUGAAGGCAAUAUUAAACAUGCCAGAGCCUAGGAAUUUGAAAGAAUUGGAAUCUUACCUAGGCAUGAUACAAUAUUACGGGAAAUUUAUCCCAAGACUGGCUACUUUAGCAGCACCUUUAAAUGGUCUGCGGAGAAAAAAUGCACCGUGGAAGUGGGGUGCACAGGAGAAAGCAGCCUUCAGUCAGAUACGUGAAAAGUUAACGGCAGCAGAUACGCUAGCACAUUAUAAUCCAGAUAUCCCGGUAGUAUUAGCUACCGACGCUUCAGAAUAUGGUAUUGGUGCAGUAUUAUACCAUAGGUACGAAGAUGGUACCGAAAAAGUUAUUGCGUACGCAUCGCGCUCUUUGACGAAACAGGAGCGCAAUUACGCCCAAAUAGAAAAAGAGGCGUUGGGCAUAGUAUACGGUGUUGAGAAAUUCAAUCAGUUUCUUUAUGGUCGCCGUUUCACCCUCUUAACGGAUCAUCAGCCGUUAGUGAGGAUUUUUGGUCCCAAACAGGGGCUGCCGGUAAUAGCAGCAAAGAGGCUGCAUAGAUGGGCGUUGAGGCUCAUGUUGUACUCUUUCGAAAUAGAGUAUAGGAAGACUACUGAUUUUGGUAAUGCAGACGGUUUGUCAAGAUUACCUGAUCCAAGAGAGCUGCCCAGCUCUGAAAUGGUAGUAAAUGAAUUGCAGGUGCAGCAAAUGGCAGAAGAAGCGAUGGAAAAUCUGCCUGUAGUAGAGGAGGAAAUAGCUAAGGCCACGAGAGAAGACCCUCUGCUGCAGACUGUAGUUAAUUAUAUGCAGAAGGGUUGGCCAAUGAAGGUAAAAGAUGAUAAGCUAAAGCCGUACGCGGUCAAGAAGACGGCUUUGUCAUUACAUAAUGGGUGCUUAUUAUGGGGGAAUAGGGUGGUUAUUCCCAAGAAGUUCCAGCCAGUAGUGUAA